AUGACUGGACGACCUGCUAGGAAAAGAGGACGCCCUCCCAAAGCGGUGGUGUUAGAAAGACCAAAAAAAUUCCAGUAUCAUCUGUUAAAAAAACCAAAAUACCUCUUAAACCAAGAAAAUAAGGGGUCUGAAACCCCUAAUUCACAAGACAGUACUCCAACUCAUUCCAGAGGCGCAUCCCCAGAUAUUAGUGACAUCAGCAAUAAAAACAGUCGUUCAUUUAGGCAUAAACAAAGAUUAUCAUAUGGUUCAGUUUCAAAAAGGGGAGGUAAAAGUGUUAACUAUGGGCGACAUUACAAUUUCAAAUCAGCAGCUGAAAAGAGCUCUGAUUAUCAUUAUGGAUCAGAUUUUGAAGAUGAUUUUGAGGAAAUGAAAAGUGAAAGUGAAAUGGAUGACAAUAUCGACAUAGAUCCUGAUGCAGUUUUAUCAGAUGAUUGUGAUUCUGAUUCAAGUAAUCAUUCUUCUGACUUACCAAAAAACAAAGUGUCAUACAUUAAACCUCCAAGCCCUGAUCCCCUGUGGCUGCAAGAAAUAGAUUUACCUCCUUUAGAUCUGCCGAAAUCUUCUGAAGAUCUUCUAGUUCCAAAAGAAUAUAUAAUGAAAACUUUGAGUAUUUACGAAGUGUUAAGACAUUUUCGAAAUUUAGCUAGAUUAUCACCUUUCAGACUUGAAGAAUUUUGCGGGGCUUUAAUGUUAGAAGAGCAAAAUGUUUUGUUGGUGGAAAUUCAUAUAAUGCUCUUAAAAGCUAUUUUCAGAGAAGAGGAUUCUCAGCAAACUCAUUUCGGUCCUUUGGAUCAAAAAGACAGUGUGAAUGCUUGCAUUUACUUUAUAGAUCCAAUGACAUGGCCAGAAGUUCUGAGGUCAUAUGUGGAAAGUGAUAAAUCAUUUGAUCAUUCAAUUUUAGACAUUUUAAUUCCUGGUGAUUAUCCAUUUUGUGGGGUAGAGAAAAGGUUAAAAGUCCUUCAAUUUCUUACAGAUCAAUUUCUAGUGACGAAUCCUGUAAGGGAAGAUUUAAUUAGCGAAGGACCAAUUCAUUAUGAUGAUCACUGUAGAAUAUGUCAUAGACUAGGGGACUUACUAUGCUGUGAAACAUGUCCUGCUGUUUAUCAUUUAGAAUGUGUUGAACCCCCAUUAAAUGAUGUUCCUGAGGAAGAUUGGCAGUGUAACAUUUGUAAAUCACACAGAACCUCGGGUGUUACAGAUUGCAUAAUACCAGCUGAAAAAACUGGCACAUUAAGCAGACAUGAGCAUUUAGGGUUUGAUAGACAUGGUCGAAAAUAUUGGUUUUUAUGUAGAAGAAUAUUUGUAGAAAAAGAUGACGGCGAGGUAUGGUAUUAUAGCACAAAAUAUCAAUUAGAUGAACUAUUAGAUAAAUUAGAUGAAAAUUCAAUGGAAAAAACACUCUAUAGAGAAAUAACAAAUUUAAAGGACGUCAUUUUAAAGCACAUGAGCAUUACAGAAACUGUAACAAAUUCUGCAAAGGCCGGAAGAAAAUCGUAUUUAGAAGUUGAAAAUGCGGAAGAAAUGAAUAGAAUUUUGGCCGAAAGUGAAAGAACAGAUCAAAAUGAAAUUCCCACUCUAGCCGGCGAAGCAGAAAUUGAAACAGAAGAAGUUCCAUUAGCUUUGCAAGAAUUAGAAAAUUUGAGAUUAACUCGUUACAGAGCUCAACAAAUAGCUUCUGGAACUUUUCUUUUUAAGCUUGGUCAAGAUAAUAAUUGCAAGAACUACGUAAAUCAAUAUACGAGCAAUAUUUACGCAUUAAACAAACCUCAAAGAAACGAAGAAAGAGAUAAAAAACGUCACUUAUCUCAUAAAUUUUCCCUUACGGCUGCAUCAGAAUUCAAAUGGGCUGGAAGUGUUUUCGGACCAAAAGCUUUACUUAUUAAUACGUUGCGUCAAACUAUACUCCAACUCGAAAGUAACAUCCCAACAUCUUUUUUACACGUUAACUGGCCUCUGCUAAGGAAAACUUGGAUUGCCUGCGUUCAGUCGUGCAUUCAGCCAAAAGAUUUUGGCAAGGCAUUAGUUGUUUUACAGGCAUGUAUUAAACCAGUGGUAUACGCUUCGGUUUGGCACGAGCAACUGGGGCAUGUUCGAUUACACAGAGUUACUGCGAUCGAAAGAGAAGAAAGGAAAAAAAUUGAGAAAAGAGAGAAAAAAGAAAAGGAAGAUGAAGAAGAACGAAACAGAUUGGCGAUUAAUUUUGUAAAAUACACGCUCGGAUUGAAACAUUCAGUUCAAAAGCAAAAAGGUGAAGAGUAUCGUAUUCACGGGCAGUGGGGUUGGAGGUGGUUAUCUAGUACUAGAAAAUUAAUUAUAAAAGAUGCAAGAACUAUGGGUUUAAGAGCUGGUCCGCAAAAAAUUAUGGUUCAAGUGAAGGAUGGUAUUAAAGAAGUUUCCAACGAAUCGAAUCAACAAGAAUGGUCAAAAGAGAGUGAAACGGAUAAAAGAUUAAACAAUUUAAGAGUUUUUCGGCCCAUAAUGGAAUUCGAAACGAUUGAUGUUACUAAAGCUUUAACUUCUCCGGGAAGGUUACAGUAUCCCAAAAUAGCAAAAAAAUCCAAGUUGGAUGAUUUUUUACUCAGGCGGAGUAAUUUAAAAUUAUUAGAAGAGCGGAAAUUUAUUCAAAUGGGCAUGGUUGCCAAUUCUAGUUGUCAAGAAAUGGAUUCAAAAAAGCUUGAUUCAGACAUUGACGUUGAAGCUUUAGACGAAGAUAAAAAAAAUUUUGAUUUUGCAUCUUCGUCAACGAAUCAAGAUAAAUUAAUUGAAAUUGCUCAAGAAAUAUUGGUAUGCAAAAAGCGAUAUAAAGAAGUCAGUACUUCAAAAACUUUGUGCUAUUCAGUUUCGUGUAGAAAUAAUUCAUCUGGAGUUUUACUUUGCUACUCUCCUUUGUGCAUCCUUCAAAAUGCAUUAAAAGCGAAAUUGGCUACCCUUUUAAAAUCGGCCCAAGAAAUAACAGAUUCUCAAACACUACAAAACGUUUUAAUUACGACUGAAAAAAAUAUGAAAAACGUUAAAGAAAACGCAACAGGCGAAUUAAACGAAGCGGCUAAAAAAGAGUUGGUAAAUGCUGUGGCUACAGCCAAAAAUGUUGAAGAUGAUUCAAUAGAUUUUUCAAAAGUUUCCUCAAAACUCGAAGUUAAAGAAGAAGUACCUGAAUCUUACUUGGAAGAAGAAGUCAUAUCCAUGGAUACUGUAAUUUGUGGAGAAGAGGUUGUUACGACUGAUGACACGAUGAAAAAAGAAGAAGAAAUAGAUAUAGAAAAUGACAGUCCUAACAAAAUUAUCGGAUUCGACAGCGGACAAACGAUUAAAAGCAAUAUGAUAACAAAUGGUCAAGCUGUAAAAUCUGAAGGAUUACUAAAUAAAAUUUUAUCUGUUAAAAAAACGGAAGUUUCGGAAGAUUUAAAACAAAAUGUGAAGGGUGGUUUAAGCAAAAGUGGAUUAGAUAAUUUUAAAGUUUUGGAAAAAGUGAAAUUGGAAGAUGGAAGUGAAGUGGAAAGAGUUUACUCCGUCACCGAUACUAGGGGUAAAAUUUAUUUAAAAAAAUUAACGACUGCGAUUGUAGAUCGAAGGAGAAAGAAAACUCCUGUGAAAUAUCCUUUGUAUUCAACAUUUUUAAGUAAACACGGGCAAUACAGUCUUAUGAUUUUGCCCAAAUCGGAACUGAGAAAACUUGCCAGAAAUGGUGGAAAAUUGACGGUCAAUGGAUUUCAUCAUCUUGCCAAAAGUAACACUUGGCAAUGGCCUUAUCCUAAUUCGAAACCUCUUUUUAAAACUUGUUGGCUGUACAGAACUACAACAAUUCAAUCAAUACCAGCCAUUUCUCUGCAGUUACGUAUUUUAUGGGCGUGUCUCCGUUGGGACGACAUGCAAGUAAAACCUCAAUCAACCGAUGGUAAAAAUCAAGUGACGACCGAUACGGAAAUUAUGACUCUAGAAAUACUUAAACACAGGCAUUUAGGUGAAAAUUUAGAAAAAACGCAAUACCUUAGAAGGAAAAUUGUUAUACCUUUGGAGUUGCCGAAAACCAUCAGGGAAGUCAAUCCCAUAAGGAGUGGUUUGCGAAAAAGAAAACGGGAAGAAACUCCUCAAAAUACGGAGCCUCAGGUGUCUGAAGAAUGGGUCGAUGAAGAUAAAUUAGAACUAUGGGAAAUUAAACAAUAUUGUGAUAAAUUAGAAAAAACUAAUAAUAUGACGUUGACGAGGAGUCGCACGGGAACUUUGACGCCUAAAACCGAAAUAAAAAUUGAAGCUUCCACCAUAAAAGCGGAAAACAUAAUAACUAAAGGAACUCCUGAAGAAAUCAAAGAAAAAAUGGAAAUGCAACUGAGAGCUCAACGCGCUGCUCAUUAUCAAAAAAAAAGCGUAGAAACCAUGGUUAAAACAACCGGGGGACAAAUAAUUAAGCUUCUCCCAGCUACCAGAAAAAUUUACAUGUCAAAAGAUGGCACUGCAAAAGUUGUCACGUCUCCUGCUACUUUGGUUCAAAAAACAACUGCAGCUGGAAAUCUUCAACAAAGUCUCAUUAAAAUUCAACCUCAAACUGAUCAGCACACUUUUAGUAUUCAAGGAGGUCAUCCGCAGCGAGUACAAAUCAUUCGUGGUAACGACGGUAAAAUUCAAGUCAGAGGUUUGGUUCCUGGACAGCAAUUAAUUCAAAUGGCCGAUGGAAAACUUCACGUUUUGACUGGGCAAAUUUCAUCGCAAACGCAACCGUCAACAACCGUCGGUGGUCAAUCGACUCUCGUUCAAACACCUAGCAACACUAAAAUAACUCGUACGGAAGGAAGUGGAAUUACUUCUCCGGCUCAAAUAAUAGUGAAAAAUGCUCAAGGUCAGCAGGUUCGAGUCGUUCCUUCGGGACAAAAUUUAAAACAACAAUUGCAACAAAAUUUUCAUAAGAGUAUCAUUCUCAAGCAAGAUGGUACAAAAGUCGUUUUAUCACAACCUCAACAAACAACCCAAAAUAUAUUUGCCGGUCAAACUUUUACCCCUAAUUCUGUGGUGAUGCGAGGAAAUCAAGUUAUUGGCACCACUAACGAAAAGGGUCAAGUGGUUAUCACGUCAAGGGUUCAAAAUUUGAUUCCGCGAAAUGAUAAAACUCAAUCAAAUGUAGCUAUUUCGAAUCAGAGACCGAUCGCUGUAAGUGUGUCGAAUGCUUCAACCACUUCUUUGGCUUCAACCGUUGUACAAAAUUCGACUUUGAAUUCCGGAACCGUUAAUCAGACUGAUGCUCCUGCUUUGAUACAAAGUGGGUCGGUGGUGGUCAACAAUCCGGUUUUGGCUCAGCAAUUAGCAGAAGGAAAAUUACAACUUGCCACGCUGAACGGUCAACAGGUUUUAAUACGCACAACUUCGACGAACAAUGCAUUGAAUACGAAUUCGCAAACAUCCGCAACAACAAACCAUUUGCAAAAAUUGUUAUCACCUACCAAGUCGGCACAGUCAUCAUCUCCUUCGACUCCAAAAUCUUCUAAUGUUCAAGUUUCCGCGACGCAAGACACUCCUAUAAGUUCUCAAAAUUAUUGCAAAACGCAAACUGGUUUGAUUCAAAUAACGCAAAAGGAUGAAAACUCAGAAUCAAAUAUUAUGACGGAAGAAAUUCCUUCGAGACAAUUAGUACAACAACAACUUCGUCAACAAGUUUUAAGAAACCAAAGGACUGCUUCCGCAAAACUAUCAGUGUCAUCAAACCAAAAAAUUUUACAAUCGAGAUUGCAAGGGAGUUUAGAGCAAAAUGUUAAUUCGGAAAUGAUUGAAAAAACAUCGAACGAAAGCAUUGUCGAGUCUUCAGCGGAAUUCAAUCAAGAAAUGGACGCGAUAGAAAAUUCGGAUUCAAAUAACGAAUCACAAGUCGAAAUGCGAAAUCAAUCGGCGGAGACUCAAGAAAACAAUCCCUUAGCUUCGACGGUACUGGUUGAUCACAACAGUGAAAUAGAAAGACAAUUACUGGUUAGUCAACCGCCGGGAACCAUCAUCAAAUGUGUAACGGCUCAAGUUAUUCAAACUUCCGAGGGUCCCCGGAUAGUUUUACAGGGAAUUCAGGGAGCUGAUUUUACACCGCAACAGUUAAAUUUAGUUCAGCAACAAGUGAAACAGCAACUUUUAAAAAAUCAAGCGACGACAGGAAAACAAGGUGUUUUGGGUCCCACUAAGAUUUAUCUGGCAGUGCAACCUCCCCCGCAAACAAAUCAAUCCGGUAAUUCACCUGUCAAUGAGGAAACAUUACUUACACCGCAAAAUCAAAAAAUAUUGGUUAAGCAAAAUACUGCUAAAAAAACUCUCUCGGGAAAUCAAAGUGUAAUAGUUAGGCAAAAUGCUAAUUCGCAUAUUGAAAACGUGGCGGAAAAUCUGGAAACCGAAGAAACAACGGAUACGGACAACAAUUCUAAACAAAUGGAAGCGUCACCAACGAAAGACAACAGCGCGGCGGAAACGUUACCCAAAGAAAAUUGCGAAAAUCAAACUCCGGAUGGUCAACAGCAAAAGAAAUUUAUUUUGACUCACGAUUACAUUCAUCAAACCAUAAAAAAUGCUCUCAAGCAGGAAAAUUUAAAUCCGGAAAUAGAAGAAAAGCUAAUUCAAUUACAAAGGUAUCAAGAAAAACAAAUGAAAAAUGAACCCGUAAAUCCCGUUAUAACGCGACCUCAACCUAGAAAAAGACCUUCUUCCGUACAGGGAAACAAUCACGAUUAUGAAAUAUCUCUAUUGAAAAUUUUUAGUCCCACGAAAGCGGAUGGAAUCGAUGAGAAAAAUUCAAGGUCGAGGCAAAAAUGGAAAGAGAAUCAAGAAGAGAAGAGACGACAAGCAGCGCAGUCAAAAUUAAAUGUUUUAUUAUUCAGGCACAAGGAACUGUUGAAAAAAGAUAUUUUAAAGAAGAGAGCUUUAUUGGAGAAGGAAUUGCAAAUAGAUAUUCAAAGGGAAAUCAGCGUGGAAUUGAGUUCGCGUUCGAAGCAGCACGAAAAUAAAACGGAAGAAGUCAUAAGGACGGGAAGUGGAAAACGGAAAUCGGUUCCGGUACCCGCUGCGGCUCUUCAACCCCCCAAAUCGGGGUCCAGAGGCGUUUCGGGACGUCCUAAAAAUCAAACGGGGAAAAAGGAAAAAUUAUACUGCGUGUGCAGGACGCCCUACGAUGAUACAAAGUUUUACGUGGGUUGUGAUUUGUGCCAUAAUUGGUACCACGGAGACUGCGUCGGAAUCACGGAAAGCAUGUCGAAAAGAAUGACGGAAUUUGUUUGUACGGAAUGUCGUCACGCGAGAGAAACAAAAGAAUUGUACUGUUUGUGCAAGCAACCAUACGACGAAUCUCAAUUUUAUAUUUGUUGCGACAAAUGUCAGGAUUGGUUUCACGGUCGGUGCGUCGGCAUUCUUCAAUCCGAGGCGGACAACAUCGACGAGUACAUUUGUCCGAAUUGUCAAGUGGAUUCCAACAUAAAUUUUGCCAACAUGAAAAAAUUAAAUAACAGAGAUUACGAAGCGUUGAAAAAAUUGGUCAAGCAAAUGCAAGGACAUAAAAGUGCUUGGCCGUUCAUGGAACCCGUCGAUCCGACGGAAGCACCCGAUUACUAUAAAGUAAUCAAAGAACCCAUGGAUUUACAAACGGUAGAAUUAAGGAUAAACGAAAAACAUUAUAAAAAUUUAAGUGAAUUUAUCGGUGACGUAACAAAGCUUUUCGAUAAUUGUCGGUAUUACAAUUCAAAGGAAUCUCCCUUUUUCCGGUGCGCCGAAGGUUUAGAAUCAUUUUUUGUACAAAAAGUGAAAGGACUAAGAGAAAAAAUUGUCGAAAAUAAAUAG
Messenger RNA from Pediculus humanus corporis (human body louse), 7797 nucleotides. RefSeq names its product fetal alzheimer antigen, falz, putative. Gene Ontology annotation, molecular function: RNA polymerase II cis-regulatory region sequence-specific DNA binding. The record is from RefSeq and is a predicted model, not a curated record. Lineage: Eukaryota; Metazoa; Arthropoda; Insecta; Psocodea; Pediculidae. Gene Ontology annotation, biological process: regulation of transcription by RNA polymerase II. Gene Ontology annotation, cellular component: NURF complex. The transcript is spliced from 20 exons. The coding region runs from base 1 to 7797 and encodes 2598 amino acids.